GACACCGGCGUGCUCAGCGCCCGCCCGCAGGCCUCCCGGGCCCCGGGCGCUAUAAAAGGGGGCCCUGGCCAGGGAAUUGGAAACCCACCACCACACCCUUUCGACUUCUUCCCCCAUCUCGCAGCAGAGGGCUGUGCUGCUGUUCGUCCGGUGACUCCUCUCCCGCGCUUGCCCUUCCUCCCGAACGGCCGGUCCUUGCAUGGCAGCAGCAGCUAGCUUCAAGGGGCGGGCGAUCGCUGGGAGCUUCGUCAGCCGCGUCCUGGCCGGCAAGGCCGCCUCCCCGAGGAGGGCCGUGCACGCCUCGGUGUACGACAAGAACCUGGAGGACCAGGUGCGCCCCGCGUUCGUGCCGGACGAUGUGAUCGGCGGCGCCGCCAACCCCGACAAGUACUGGGCCCCCCACCCCAGGACCGGCGUCUUCGGCCCGGCCGCGGUGGACGCCACGCUGCCUGCCGCCGGCGCGCCGGACGCCGCCGCGGAUGCUCCGGGCACGGUGCUGGACCAGAAGGUGUGGUUCCGCCCCCUGGAGGACGUCGAGAAGCCGCCGCCCGUCGCCUGAGGCGCGACGGCCGGACGCUCGCAGCCGGCGCGCUGCCUUGCUGAUAAGGCAGGGAGAGCCUGGCGCUGAUACGCCUAUCACUCUGCUCAGCCGGGCUCCCUUGCUUAUAGCUAUAAUACUGCUUGGUUAGUAGUGGCUCUGGCUGUGGCGCUGUGCUUAUAGUAGUACUGGUUUCUAUUAUCGUGGUGUGACUGUGUGAGUAAUCGGGCAUGACGGGCCUCAGGACCGGUAGCGGCUGUACAAAAAUGAUGCUCGUGCCUGUAAUAAGAGCAAGCAGGAGGUGUGUGCCCGUGCUGCUUGUGGAUGUGAUGUACCUGUAUUCUUAUCAGUGUUAUAAGUAUCUGGAUCCUUGGUUGUGCA
Messenger RNA from Panicum virgatum (switchgrass), 919 nucleotides. RefSeq names its product late embryogenesis abundant protein At5g17165-like. The record is from RefSeq and is a predicted model, not a curated record. The coding region runs from base 200 to 559 and encodes 119 amino acids. The transcript is spliced from 2 exons. Lineage: Eukaryota; Viridiplantae; Streptophyta; Magnoliopsida; Poales; Poaceae.